UAGGUGGCAGCAGAGAAUCACAAAAGCAGAAUUCAAACCCAAGAAGAAGAGGGACAGCUGCAGAAAUGGGAGAGACGCCGUUACCUUGGCGACCGCCACGCUCUUGUGAUGUUUACUGGGCCGAAUUCGGGCACUGCAAAAGUUUACACCACCGUUUCCAUCACUACUACACAUACGGCACGUCGCCCGUCUGCCUGCAGUGGAAAAACGACUACGAAGCUUGCAGAGAGUGGGAGAGGAACCGCAGUCCACACGCCAAGGAGAGUCUUCAGAUGAGCGAAAGGAAUCGAGUGUCUGAACAGAAGAACUUGACUACAUUUUGGGAGAUGAGGCAAAAACCACCGGCUGACUGGCAUCUACCACUUGACGAGGACAAAAUAAAAGAUUCUUGAAAGCACGAAAA
Molecule: messenger RNA, 403 nt
Organism: Silurus meridionalis
Lineage: Eukaryota; Metazoa; Chordata; Actinopteri; Siluriformes; Siluridae
Gene: c6h22orf39
Product: chromosome 6 C22orf39 homolog
Exons: 3
Coding region: 66-392 (108 amino acids)
Source: RefSeq, a predicted model, not a curated record